This is a messenger RNA of Racocetra persica, 453 nucleotides long. Lineage: Eukaryota; Fungi; Glomeromycota; Glomeromycetes; Diversisporales; Gigasporaceae. The record is from the annotation of a GenBank genome assembly.
CAGGCACACACUUGGCAAACAUUGAACCUAAUCGAAAUCAAGGAAAAAAUGGAAAUUUAGUUGUUGAAAGUAAAGUAAAAACAAAACCACGUGUAGAAACUAUUACUGGAAUUUCUAAGCAUAAUUACUGGCAAUGGCCAAUUGCAGGUCCAUUGGCAGGUUAUAUUGUGGCACGUCCCUUGCCUCACUUCGGAACUCCAGCUCAUUUUUCUCCCGCUGCAAUUACUAGCUUGUGCAAUGAAGAACUUCAUCGUCCAGAACCAAAAGUCUCAACACAUACUGAACCACAAUCAAAUUGGACAAUGGCUUUACCAAAACCUCAGGAAGGCCAAACCAUAAUUGAUUUAGAUGAUACUGUGAUGAUAGAUAAUGAUAUGGAGGAAGAAAGUACUUGCAUGAUCAUAGAAGACACACCCACUAUUGCCUUUCCUUGGAAUAAAGGAUGGGCAUUGC